AUGUUUGCGCGAUGUUCGCGAGGGACGUCAAAGUGUUUGCCUAACGCAACGUGCCCGCCGCAGCCGUCGCUCCCUUGUCCACGCUUCAACUCAUCAUCUCUCCCUGAGCGUACCCGAAAACUGCCCAAUGCACGACGCUCCAGUUCGAAGCUGCUCACCGACUGGCUGCUCAAUCGCUGGUUCCUCCUCGGCAUUGUCUCUGGCGUCACCUUGAACGAGUAUUUCAAGCGCCGCGGGGAUGACUCCUUCGUCACAUAUACCUUAACCGGCAAGGAGCCCGUCUCCUCGACCGCAAGCAUCUUCCACCUCCAACCGAAGCACCAAUCAGAGAACCACGAGCUUUACAAGGAAGCAUGGAGGAGGGGCAUCUGGAACGUCCAGUUCAAACAGCCACAGCUGCAGAUCGUGAGGGCAUACACGCCGUUGCCGCCUGUGGAUGAGAAGACCGGACAAGAGACGGGAGAUUUACGGUUCCUCAUCCGACACGACCCGCACGGCGAGGUCUCCUCUUGGCUGCACAGACUGCCGUUCACCGCGGAGAUCGAGAUGAGGGGCCCGUACCUCGAGUAUGAGAUUACCAAGGAUGUCCGACAAGUUGUCUUCUUCGCGGGAGGGACGGGGAUCGCCCCAGCUUUACAGGUCGCGCAUGCUCUGUUCGAAGGAAACAAGGCGGUAGGACAGGAGGAUGCGGCACGCAAGGACCGCAAGCUGCAUAUCCUCUGGGCGAAUAGAAUGCGGCAGGACUGUCUGGGCGGUGUCAGCGACGACCCGCCAGCGGAGUCUUUGCCUCCCAAAUCGACCUGGUCGGGCUUCUUCUCGACGCCAAAGCCGAAACCAACACCUCCGCAAUCGGCAGAAAAGGGUCCAAUUGUGCGGGAACUUGAAGUCCUCAAGCAGAGAUAUCCCGGUCAGGUGACCGUGGAAUACUUUGUCAACGCGGAGGACACGUGGAUAGACGAAGACGCCGUCUUUCGCGCACUGUCCCGGUUCGAUGACAAGGACUUCUCCGCAGGCACGCCGACGUCUGAUGAACAGCGUCAAAUCUUGAUCUCGGGACCUCCGGGGUUUAUUGCACACCUAGCAGGUCCAAAGGAGUGGAGGAACGGGCGGGAAGAGCAAGGCGCUGUCAGCAGGAUCGUGGCGCACGCGCUGGCAAAGAACCCGCAUCACGUCAAGGUUUGGAAGAUCUAA
This is a messenger RNA of Cladophialophora carrionii CBS 160.54, 1191 nucleotides long. RefSeq lists its product as uncharacterized. The coding region runs from base 1 to 1191 and encodes 396 amino acids. Gene Ontology annotation, molecular function: oxidoreductase activity. The record is from RefSeq and is a predicted model, not a curated record. Lineage: Eukaryota; Fungi; Ascomycota; Eurotiomycetes; Chaetothyriales; Herpotrichiellaceae. The transcript has a single exon.